Triticum aestivum (bread wheat) is the source of this 1965-nucleotide messenger RNA. RefSeq names its product BTB/POZ and MATH domain-containing protein 4-like. NCBI's taxonomy places the organism in Eukaryota, Viridiplantae, Streptophyta, Magnoliopsida, Poales, Poaceae. The coding region runs from base 16 to 1965 and encodes 649 amino acids. Gene Ontology annotation, biological process: protein ubiquitination. The transcript is spliced from 9 exons. Gene Ontology annotation, molecular function: protein binding. The record is from RefSeq and is a predicted model, not a curated record.
AACCAGUCUUCAACCAUGGUAAAGUCCAAAGAUGAUCGGUACUCUUCCGGUGAUCGGAGCGGCCGCGGCGGCCUCACGGCGUCGGCCAUCGUCGCCCCAGCCGUGUCCGGGUCGCACGUUCUCAAGAUCGAAGGGUACUCCCGAACCAAAGGGCUUGGCAACGGCAAGUGCAUCGUAUCCAGGACCUCCGCAGUCGGCGGCCGUAGGUGGUAUAUCCAAUACUUCCCUAAUGACAGCGGCACUGACGCUGCCGAUUGGAUAUCCAUCUUCAUCUGCCUCCAUGACGAUGAUACCAAUGAAGUCAAAGCAUCAUACAAGAUUAAUCUGCUCGAUCAAGGCGGGAAUCCGGUCCCAUCGUACGGCUUUGCCAGGUCGACUAAAACCUUCUCCAGAAGAAUGCCAUGGGGUUGCAGAGCAUUCAUCAAGAGAAGGGACUUAGAGGAAUCGGUUUACCUCAGGAAUGAUGUUUUCAGCGUCAGCGGUCGUGGCACGCAAUGGCAGUCCUCGCCGGCCAUCGUGGCGCGAGCUGUGCAAGUGUCUGGCUCGCACAUUCUGAAGAUAGAUGGGUACUCCCGAACCAAGGGGCUGGGCACCGGCAAAUGCAUCACGUCUGAGACGUUCCAGGUCGGUGGCCAUCUCUGGUGUAUGAAAUACUACCCGGAUGGCUACACAGGCUACAAUAACUCAAUAUCCAUCAGUCUGUGUCUUGAUCAGGCUGAGGUCAAUGAGGUUCGAGCACGAUACAAGAUUAGUUUUCUUGAUCAGGAUGGAGAACCAGUGCCUUCGCCUACCUACAACCAAGCAUGUUACACUUCCUUCAAAGAACAAGGUCCACAGGUUUGCUAUAAUCUCAUCAGUAGGAAGGACUUAGAGGAGUCGGUCUACCUCAAAGAUGAUAUUUUCAGCGUUAGGUGCGUGCUUGCUGCCCGGUCCUCUGUCUCCAGGGCGGAGCUCUUUGGUCCUAUGAAGGAGAAGACCACAACUUGUGUACAUAUAAAGGAUAUGGAAGCUAGGGUCUUCAAGGCCAUGCUCCACUUCAUCUACUCGGACUCGCUGCCACAUAUUGACGACGACGAUUCUAUUGGGAUGGCUCAGCAUCUGCUUGUAGCGGCGGACAGGUAUAACCUCGAGAGGCUGAAGCUGAUAUGCGUGCAGAAGCUGUGCAACAACAUGGACACAAGCAUGGCGGCGACAACCUUAGCAUUGGCUGAGCAGCACGGAUGCCGCGGGCUCAAGGAAAAAGGAUACCACUUAUUGUUAUGCUUCAGGUACACUGCUUCUAUAGUAUGCAAAGAGAAUGCCCGCUGUUAUCUACAAACGGAUAACCCCAUCUCAUUCCCGAUCCACUCGUCUCCUCUCACCACGGUGUCCGCCGCUUGCCACGCCGUGGACUGCCGGUUCCUCCCCGCCAAGAGCCCCGCCCCGCCCACCACAGUCCUUCGUCGCCAGAUGUGCCCUGCGCGAGCCCUUCGCUGCCGGAUGUGCGUCGCCAAGAGCUCCGCCCCGCGCCAGCCCUUCCUUGCCGGAUCCCCGUCCAGCGCGGCCAGCCCUCCGUCGCCUGAUCUGCGCCGUCAAGAGCCCCUCUGCACGGGCACCGCAGCCGGAUCCCGGCCCCGUGGCAGUCCUCCCUCGCCUGUUGUGGCCCCGCCUGGAAUGUGUGAUGUGAUCAGUAUCCACUCAUCUAAUCAACUGGAAGGAAUAUUCACAGCCGGGUCAAAACUGUCGAAGCUUUGUGAUUCUGUAUUUUACUGCGACAUGUUAUGGCUUCCAUUUGAUGAUCACUCCGAUGCUGAGGCUCUAACUAUUGAGCAUACCAUUUUUCUCUGUUCUGUUAUUCUCUGUAGGAAUCUCAUGGAGGGCGGUGGCGUUCGAGCGGACUGUGUCUACUGCACACACGAGGAGGCGGCGGCGGCGAGUGCGGGCGAGUCAGGUCGUGUGGACGUAGGGAACUUGAUGGCCCUCUGA